Ficedula albicollis (Collared flycatcher) is the source of this 612-nucleotide messenger RNA. RefSeq names its product regulator of G-protein signaling 21 (gene RGS21). Lineage: Eukaryota; Metazoa; Chordata; Aves; Passeriformes; Muscicapidae. Bases 1 to 612 code for a protein of 203 amino acids. The record is from RefSeq and is a predicted model, not a curated record. The transcript is spliced from 4 exons.
AUGGCUAAAAUAAGAAAGAUGUUCUCAGGCAGGCAGGAGGCAGCUUUGCUCAAGGCUUUUUUCCAUGGGGAGGGCAGGCAGGAUGAGGGGCUGGCCCCUCUCCCAAGCUCUCAGCCCCCCCAGGCUGCACAGGACAAGGACCACAAUGCUAUUUUCAAGGGCAGCUGUUGUUUCCACAGGUCAAACGCUGGGGGAAGCAUGGCCUGGGCUCAGUCUGUGGAUGCAGUACUGGCCAAUAAAGAGGGCCUGGCAGCUUUUCGGGCAUUUUUGAAGUCUGAGUUCAGCGAGGAGAACGUGGAGUUCUGGCUGGCCUGCGAGGACUUCAAGAAAACCAAAUCCUCCACCAAGAUUGCCUUGAAAGCCCGAAAGAUUUAUUCUGACUUUAUACAAGCUGAUGCUCCAAAGGAGAUAAAUAUCGACUUCCACACCAAAAAUGACAUCUCCCAGAAGAUCUCAGAGCCCACCCUGAGCUGCUUUGAUGCUGCUCAGAGCUCCAUCUACUCCCUGAUGGCCAAGGACUCCUUCCCCAGGUUCCUGAGGUCAGAUGUGUACAAGGAGCUGCUGCAGAAGCACCAGGACAGGAAUCAGAAGAGGUGGCUCCCAUUUCUGUGA